Molecule: messenger RNA, 3836 nt
Organism: Ostrea edulis (European flat oyster)
Lineage: Eukaryota; Metazoa; Mollusca; Bivalvia; Ostreida; Ostreidae
Product: sodium/potassium-transporting ATPase subunit beta-1-like
Exons: 6
Coding region: 108-1109 (333 amino acids)
Biological process (GO): potassium ion import across plasma membrane; intracellular potassium ion homeostasis; intracellular sodium ion homeostasis
Cellular component (GO): sodium:potassium-exchanging ATPase complex
Molecular function (GO): ATPase activator activity
Source: RefSeq, a predicted model, not a curated record
ACAUCACUAGAAAAGCUAGCUCUCUGUUUCACCCUUUCCUUUCCUAACUUCCGGUGACGCAUCUGUUUGGAAAAUCGAUGACACAAAUUGCGAACAAGUUUUGAACAAUGGAAUCAAAGUACGACAAAGUCGCAUAUCCAGAAAAUGCUAUCCUCCAUUCAGAUCAUGAACAAGAGGAACUGGGCACCGGUGUUUACCCUGGGGUGUCCAUCAUUUCCCGAAGGUACAACCACGAAGAUACGAUAAAAAUCGCGUGCUUCAAAGUAAAGCGAAAGUUCAGCAGGAUAGCGGUGAUCGGUGCGAUUCUUGUUCUCGUUCUUCUGGUAAUCGCAAUCACCGUCAUCAGCACAGCAAGAUCUAAUGGAGCACCAGAGAAACCGGAAGAAAGGGUACAAGAAAAGAAGAGCUAUGGGCUGUUUUUCCAACCCUACGUGGAUAAUAAGCAUCUGAUUACCUUCAGUCCACAGAACCAGCAGACCAUGAACCCAUACCUCAAUAAUCUGGACUUCCACAUGCAUGAUUACAAUGGAUACACCCAUGACAAUGACCCGUACAUGGUGUGUAAGAAUGGAGAAAAAGUCCCUGAUGGCAAAGUCUGCAUACAGAACAUAAAGACAUUUGGAUCCCAGUGUACACAUUUAAAGAACUAUGGGUAUUUAGAAGGAAGACCGUGCAUACUGCUGACUUUAAAAUUGAAACCAGAGGACGUGCCAGAAACUUUUUCCCAGGAUUCUGAUGUAGGGAAAAUGUUGAACGAUAGCUGGUCCCCUCACCACAUAAGUCUGACUUGCAACGGAGAGACGGAGGCAGACAGGAAGUACAUUGGUCCGGAUCGAUGGUAUGCCCCAGUCCUGGACAAAAACCAUCCAGUUAUGAGAGAGAAACCAAUUCAGAAUUUUCCCACCUACGGAUUCAACCUAACCUAUUUCCCUCAGAAAAACCCAUCUAGUUACAUCCCUCCGUCCGUCAUGGUCCAGUUCAACACGAUAAUGACCAAUCACGUCAUUCGGAUCAAAUGUGUUGCUUGGGUGGCGAAUCCGGAUAAAGGAGAAAAUCCAGAAGAGUCAGAAAUCUAUACUGCCCAUUUCCGGUUUUUAAUCACAAAGUAGUGUCAUUCAUUUAGAGAUGGGGAUAUUUUAAGAAUGGAAUUUUCGGGGUUAUUAUAAAGAUGGAGAUGUCAGUUUUCACUACAAUUUUUCGCUGUAUCUGAUUGCCUAUGUUCUGUGUUGUGUAAUGGCUUGGAUUCAUUUCAAUCACAUUUUUAAAAUAUCCAGAUGACAAAAAACUAAUUUUUACGUCUUGGGGGGGGGGGGGGGGGGGGGGGGUUCAUUAGAUCCGCUAACAUUAUCGAGGUUUAUACAAUUCUAAGAAAAGAUGAAACAUUUUUUAUACUUGUACCUGGAAUAGUUUAUGAGCUAUUUUUAUAUCCCGUGUGUUAUCUUCAAAUCAUCAAUAACUUGAUUCAUUGAUUAAGAUUAUGAUCUAUUUGUGGUAAAAACAUUUUGAUAUAGGCAUCAUGUUAAUAAUAUUUAUAGCUCAUUUUGCUAUCAGUAUUUCAGUUCCUGUUUUGUUACAGUACUCACACGUAAAACCAAACCUGGACUAGUGAAUUUGAUAAUGUAUUCUGGUUAUAAAUUUUAUUGUUAUUUUUAUGUAUAUGAAAUAUAAGUUAAUUAGACAACCAUAUGCACUCACUUCCUUAGCAAGUGUCUUUAGUAUAGACAACAAAAUUCUGUACCAAGUCCAGAUUGUGGUCUUAUUUGCAAGCUGCUAUGUUAAAACAAGCCACAGAGUAUUAAUUUUAUUUCUGUGACAUUGUGAUGUAUAUAUGUUCAGUAUGGUGUAUUUUUUAUAUAAACACACAUACAAAAUUUAUGUACUUUUCAACAUUUCUACAAAUCAUUUUUCAUGGCAUAUACACAUUUUUUCUAUUUAUAACAUACAAGUUCAGUACGUAGUUGCUACAAAGGAAUGGUUGUAAAUUUCAGGUGUGAAUUACACGUGUACAUCUAGAUAAGUUUUACAUACACCCGUGUUUGUGAGUUUAUAUAUGAUCAUUGAUCCUUACUUAGUGCAAUCUACAUGUAUCUAUAUUCCAGUCCAGAGGUAUGUAUUUUUGUAUGAACAUGUGAAGUUCAGAGUAAUGUAUAAGGAUAUAUAUAUAUAUUCAGAUCUUGUGUGCUGUCUGACCGUCCCUAUAUCACGAAUAUUGGUAUAUUCUGUCAUAGUCUUAUAAUGCUCACAGUAUUUGCCAGAAUAAUUGCCCAAACAGCUUUAAAAAGGUGGGUGAAUGAAGCCAUUUAUAAGAUUUACAGAUUGAAAAUUUGUUUGCUAGAAGUUGCUUCUAUUAUGAUAAUGGAUAAAUGAAUAUUUUCAUACUCUCUCAUAACUAUGAAUUAAUGCUCUUGUUCCACCGCCAGGAGUACUGAAAUGUGAAUACUGCAAAAAUAAUUACACAUACAAACCUAAAUAAACAAAACUUCAUUUACAUGUAGAUAUGGUUGGGUAUUUUGGUAAAGUUAAUGAUAUAAGGGGCAUUUAUGAUUAAAUUGGUGAUAUAAGGAGCAUUUAUGGAGUUUGAAGAUAUCAACAAUGGGAAUUAUUAAGAUUUUGACAGUAAAAGGGGCAAAUACGGUAUUUAAGAAGUGCCUUUAUCCAGACACAUAAGUAAUGGGAGACUAGCAACUUUUCAAAUCAUUAUAUUGCAGAGUUUGAUACUUAUUAAUGAAUCCUAACUUCAUAGUAAUUAUAUCUUUUAAUUUUCAUGUAUAAUUCAUGCAAAUUUCUAAACAAGAAUUUUAAAAAAUUAAGAUAUAAUAUAAAAUAUACCCUUUUAAAGAAAUUUGAAGGACAACAAAACUGGGAGUGGGCCAUAUUGAUAAGUUUUCAGGAAAUUUUCACGAUUAAGUUGUUAAAUUUGCUGAACAUACGUUUGUUUAUUUCAUUAAAAUAUCUGUUAAAUUUAAUUCUGUUUCAUUCAAGGGAAUGAAAAUGAAAUUUAGAAAUGAUGCUGGGUCUGUUGUGCAUCUUUAAAAGGUCAGCCUGCGUACUAGCCCCAUUAUUGAUGUCUCUGAUUUAACUGAAAGUAUUUUUACACAUCCUGGUUCUACUUAGAAGUUAUAAGGCUGCAAGUCUUACAUACAUGUACCAAAUUGGAGAAAAACAUCGGACAGAAUUUUUCAUUUCCUGUGAAUCAAAUCAGACAUGUUUAGUACUGCUUGGUUGUAAAAAAAACAAAACAAUUUUUGAAUUCAUUUUAUAUUUCGUAUUUUCAUACAUGUACAUCUACACGAAAUUUGAACAGGAUUUUUAUUCUGCUGGUGUACGUUUUGUUUUGUUUUUUGUGUCACAAUCACUGUUUUUCAGAGGAUUUAAAAACAAAAAACAUUCCAUUCAUAACAAGUAUAUUCAAAACAUUCCAUAUUAAAAUUACUGUUUUAAAAUGCCAUUAAUGAGAGUUUUAAAUAAAUUAAAUCCAAGAGUUUCCAAGUGAAAUACUCAUUGAUUGUAAAAUGACUGAUACACAAUCAAGUUUUAAAUAAUCCUUGCAAUAGUUAUUCAAUAAUUUGUCUAUCGAAUUUUUUGUAAACAUGUCAACUUGACCAAAACCAGUGUGAGCUACAAAAAUCUUACUGGUGUUGAGUAUGGAAUUGUAUCACAUUCUUAUAUGGAAAAAUUAAACUGUGUGUAUCUCGUUUUCCUAAAUCGUAUUUUGUAUGGUUGUGUAUUUUUUAUUUGAAAAUGUUCUAAUUUUUUUAAUGGUCAUGAUCUGUUAUGAAAGUGAUUUAUUUUUUUGUUACUCACAUUUAUUGUCAAAUAAAGUUGUUAAAAUAAAA